CGGUGGCUUCCUGGCUGGCUGGCUAGCUGGCUCUGCAACUUCCAGCUGGAGCUGCCUGGCUGGGUCUCCGCCUCUGCCUCUGCCGCUGCUGCUGCCGGCGCUGCCGGCUGGGGGAAAAUGUCCGAGCGAGGCGGCUUCUACAAGCAGGAGUUGAACAAGACGGUGUGGGAGGUGCCCCAGCGCUACCAGCACCUGACCCCGGUGGGCUCGGGGGCGUACGGCUCCGUAUGUUCAGCAUAUGAUACCAAAACAAGGCAGAAGGUGGCAGUCAAGAAGCUUUCGAGACCUUUCCAGUCCCUUAUUCACGCCAGAAGAACCUACCGGGAGCUUAGAUUACUGAAGCACAUGAAACACGAAAACGUUAUAGGAUUACUAGAUGUUUUCACACCUGCGGCAUCAAUAGAAAAUUUUAAUGAAGUGUAUCUUGUCACAAAUUUAAUGGGUGCUGACCUGAAUAACAUUGUGAAGUGCCAGAAACUGACAGACGACCAUAUACAGUUUCUUAUAUAUCAGUUACUUCGAGGGCUUAAGUAUAUUCAUUCGGCUGGAAUCAUUCACCGGGACCUAAAGCCUAGUAACCUAGCUGUCAAUGAAGACUGUGAAUUAAGGAUUUUAGACUUUGGCUUAGCCCGGCAAACGGAUGAUGAAAUGACAGGUUAUGUAGCAACACGGUGGUACAGAGCCCCGGAAAUCAUGUUGAAUUGGAUGCACUAUAAUCAAACAGUUGACAUUUGGUCAGUUGGUUGCAUUAUGGCGGAGCUGCUGAAAGGGAAGGCCCUUUUCCCUGGAAACGACUAUAUUGACCAGCUGAAACGAAUAAUGGAAGUGGUUGGUACACCCAGUUCUGAACUUCUCAAGAAAAUCUCAUCAGAGCAUGCCAGAAAGUACAUAGAAUCUCUACCGCACAUGCCUCAACAGGAUCUGAAAGCAGUAUUUCGUGGAGCCAACCCAUUAGCUGUAGAUCUUCUUGAGAAAAUGCUUAUACUGGAUAGCGAUAAAAGAAUAACAGCAACAGAAGCACUUGCGCAUCCUUACUUUGUACAAUACCACGAUCCUGAUGAUGAACCUGAGGCAGAACUGUAUGAUGAAUCAAUAGAGAAUAAAGAACGGAUUAUAGAUGAAUGGAAAGAACUUACAUAUGAAGAAGUGAUCAGCUUCAAACCACCCGAUUUAAAGAUGGAUAGCCUUGAAAUUGAACAAUAAAUCCAGAACCUUAUCUUUUUUUGCCAUGCUGUACUAUGAAGACUAUUAAACGGAUUGCAUUGCAAUUUAAUUUCAUAUACCACAAGCGUAGAUUUUACUAUCCAAAGAUCUUGGAAGAGCUAUGGGAAAGCAGAUAAAUAGCGCUGAAGGAAAAUGUAUCCGGGGUGUGUUUUGCCUUGUACCACGAAUGUAAUAAUUACAGAACAUUAAGAACCGCUUCAUUAUGACAAAUGAUGCACUGAGGGUUUGUUUUUUUUACAAAAAAAAACUGUGUCUUCUCUGCAUGUCUCAUUCUAUUGGUUGUGAUGCCAAAAACGGUGAUUUUAAUAUUAUUUUGAGGCUGUACAGUUAAAGCAUGAAUGUAUGUUGAAACAAAAAUAGAAGCCCAUACAAGCAAUUUAUUAUUUUUAAGAGUUACCUUAAUUCUAUGUUGUGUUAUGUUUAUUACUUUUUAAUUUAUAGAUAGUGCCUUUAGGAGAAGGGGCCACUGUAGUAAGUUAGUCAUAAUAGAUACCUGUAGUGGUUUUCAUGACCAUGCUAAGAGUUUCUGGAGUGAUUGACCGACAGUUGGAAGUCAGUGAGUCAGAUCAUUGUUUUGUCAUUAGAGUUUGCCGUCAUUUUUCCUAUAGUUGUAGAAAACUGCAGAGCACAGUUUUACUAGUGAUCUAGCCCUAAAAUGGUCCACUGUGUCAAGUUCUAAUGAGUGGAAUUUAUCGCACACAUUUGAGUUCUUUGAAGAUCUAGCUCCCCACUAGAGCACUUUCUCUGUAAUUUUGGAGUGCCUGUUCCUCCCCUCCCCUGUCAAUAAACUGUUUUGAAAACAAAA
Molecule: messenger RNA, 2029 nt
Organism: Podarcis muralis (Common wall lizard)
Lineage: Eukaryota; Metazoa; Chordata; Lepidosauria; Squamata; Lacertidae
Product: mitogen-activated protein kinase 11
Biological process (GO): protein phosphorylation
Molecular function (GO): ATP binding; MAP kinase activity
Source: RefSeq, a predicted model, not a curated record